This is a messenger RNA of Cladophialophora psammophila CBS 110553, 1947 nucleotides long. RefSeq lists its product as uncharacterized. Bases 1 to 1947 code for a protein of 648 amino acids. NCBI's taxonomy places the organism in Eukaryota, Fungi, Ascomycota, Eurotiomycetes, Chaetothyriales, Herpotrichiellaceae. The record is from RefSeq and is a predicted model, not a curated record. Gene Ontology annotation, molecular function: protein binding. The transcript has a single exon.
AUGCAAGCACUGUUGGAAGAAAACAAUCCUGAUCGGAUACUCUUGGGACUGGUGACUCCUCGGAUCGGGGACGAUUUCAUCGAAAAUGCGGAUGACGAGACCUUUGCACGAGCUAUAUGCGCGUUGGACCCCGAACAUUUCAUCGUGCCUUAUGGAAAGCUAUUUCGCUACCUAAAGCCGAGUCUGGAAACCCAGCCAAAGUUUCGAAUCGUCAGAUCAUUGGAAGAGCGUGUAGCUACGUUUAUAAACAUUCUCGACUCUUUAGUCACCCAACGACAAAAACAUGGCUAUUCCCUUGGCCUUGACAUAUAUCGCCAUUUGUUACGCUGCACAGCGGCCGCUGGAGUGGGAUCUUUUGCCAGGAAUGUGUUCCGCAAGGCCAUGCCAGAAGACGAUGUCGAACCUGAUUUGGACUGUUACAACUACUUCAUGGAGGCCCUCACCUGGAACGAAGCAUAUAACAGACAUGAAAGGUACCGAUUAAGGAUAGUCCGGCAUAACAUGUUUCGUCGGUCCUUGGAGAACAGACCACUCGGCUUCUUCGGUCAUGGAGUUGCCUCACCCAAAAAUCCUAAAAACGAACAAUCAAUUAGGCUGGAAACGCUGGGUAUCUUCAACGAGCUCGUGAAUCGGGGGUUGAAUGGCAACGAGGCGACCUUUUGCAAUCUGAUGGUCGCAAUGGGUCGUGAAGGAGAUCUAGGCAGCGUCAAGAGCGUCCUAAAAUCGGCAUGGAACAUUGACGUUGAUGCCCUGGACAAGUACGAUGAGGAGGAAUUGGAGAGCCCGACAUUCUAUGAAGAAGGCUCACCUCUUCGGCCUUCUGCACGUUUGCUGUUUACGGUGGUCCAUGUCUUCGGCACGAACAAUGAAGUCGCAUUGGGAGGCAUGCUGCUGGACUACAUCUCACGCAACUACAAUCUGGAAAUCCCGGAAUACAUCUGGACGCAUUUGCUUGAGUGGACCUUUGUGCUUUCAAUCCAACACAGCAAGGCGAGGAUCGAGAGAGGACAUGGUGAAGGCCGCAUAGCACGAAGGGCGGUCGAAUCAGUUUAUCAUGUCUUUCACAAUGAACCGUACAAUGUCCGACCGAAAAUUGAGGAUCUGAUAUUUCGCGUCAAAGCCAGGUCCGAGGCUAGAAAGCUCUACAAGGCUGUCGAAGAUCUCCGCGAAUGCAUGGUCCUACUCGAGGAAGAACGCACCCGCCUCUCCGAGAUGUAUGAUCAAAUUCGUCAUCUCCUUGAAGACGCAGAUUAUCAUUACAUCUUCUACGAUGGCUUGCCAUCCGCCGCGUUCCUCGAAUUAAAACACAAAUACGUGCUUGCUUCCCUCCAGCUGGAAUGUCACAUCCAACUCAUCUCUAUUGCUGUGCGCAACACCAUCAAGCGUAAAGACUGGACGUCGCAUGACGAAGGCACAGACUGGCCUCACCGAGGUAUUCCCAAUAUCAUCGCAGAGUGGACGGAUUGGUUGCCCAAUGUCGUCCCCUAUUAUACACCCACCGGUCACGUGAGUGUCUGGGGAAGGGAGUCGCGCCACGCAGCCAUCCAAAGUGCGAAUUCCCUCCAGACGACAAGGACGGGCACAAUGCGCAUGCUGCUCGACUCCUAUUCGCCAACUCGUCUCCGGCACGCAGCUGGAUUCAUUCAUCGCGGGCCUACGGGAAACGCUUUGGCGAAGUUCCAAGAUGAAGUCCGCAACGAUUCCUCAGGACGCCUGAGUGAUUGGGUUCUCAGGUUUGAGAUGGCUGUCCGUCAAGAGAGGUUGAAUGACCGCCAGGUCGUUGGCGCGCAAGUACCAGGACCCGAUCACAACAGCGAGGACUGGAGGCCCUGGGGUGGGAUUUUGGGGAAGGGCAGGUUGGGACGUGGGCCUGGGCGGAAGGGGUCGGCGACGAGGGACGGGGAUCGGGAUGAGGACGAAGAAGAGGAGGAAAAGCAGAAGGAGUGA